Molecule: messenger RNA, 1323 nt
Organism: Williopsis jadinii
Lineage: Eukaryota; Fungi; Ascomycota; Saccharomycetes; Phaffomycetales; Wickerhamomycetaceae
Product: MFS transporter
Exons: 1
Coding region: 1-1323 (440 amino acids)
Biological process (GO): transmembrane transport
Cellular component (GO): membrane
Molecular function (GO): transmembrane transporter activity
Source: RefSeq, a predicted model, not a curated record
AUGUCGAUAAGAAACCCACCAAAGAACUUGUACAGGGUGAUUGCUGGUUGCGUCUGGGUCUUUACAACGGGACUGACGGAUGGUGUGUUGGGUGCGAUCUUACCAUACAUGGAGACAUACUAUGGGAUCUCUUAUGCAGUUGUCUCGUUGAUUUGGCUGGGAAAUGCAAUCGGUUACAUUAUCAUUGCGUUCACGGCCCAUAUGAUCGAUUCUAAACUUGGGAUGCAGAAAUCUUUGACAUUGAGCGUUGCUGGGUUUAUCAUAAUGUACAGCUUAGCAUCAUCUGGAACGCUAUUCCCAGUGAUUGUUAUUGGGUUUUUUUGCGGUGGACUAGGUGGUGCUAUCGGAUUAUCACAGUUCAAUAUCUUCUUGGCGAAGCUACUGAACGGUGCACAUUAUCUCGGUAUAUUCCAUGGUACCUAUGGCCUAGGUGCAUUCAUAGCACCACUGAUCGGUACAGCGAUGGUGAACCAUCACAUCAAAUGGCACUUUUUCUAUUUCAUACCCUUAGCAUUAGCAUGUCUAAAUGUGGUCUUCACACCUUGGGCCUUCAAUAAUUGUCAUGAAGACUUGAAGAAAUGGGAAACUGUUGAGCUGGAACCUUCUAACGCACCUUCUUCGAGUCCACAAGAUGAAUCUAUUCCACUUGAGACCGUUAAGGAUGAUGUUCAGGAAAUUACUAAUGAAGAGCCUAAAAAGCCAGAACAGAAACAUGAUUUUAAAGCAGCCUUCAAAGAUUAUAGAACUUGGCUUGUAUGCUUUUUCAUUUUUUUCUACCAAGGCUCAGAAGUAUCACUUGGUGGAUGGACAGUGACUUUCCUACUGGAUUACAGACAUGGCAACCCAGAAAGUACUGGAUACAUUGCAUCCGGUUUCUGGGGAGGUGUUAUGAUUGGGAGAUUUGUCCUUACGACCAUUCUAUCGCGUAUGUUUAGCGUGAGAAGAGCCAUUGUUGUCUUGAUGAUCUUGAUCAUGAUCUUGGACUUUUGCGUUUGGUUUAUUCCAAAUACCAUCGCUGCUGGCGUAUGCCUAUCCUUUAUUGGGCUUUUGAUAGGCCCGAUUUAUCCACUUAUGAUCUCGUUGAUCACGAGAAUCCUCCCAAGAAAGAUCAGAUUCUGCUCAAUGACUCUUGGAACUGCGUUUGGAUCUUCGGGUGGUUCUGCUGUCCCGUUUGCCGUGGGUAUGGGCAGUGAGUUUACGGGAACGUAUAUCUUACAUCCUAUUGUGCUUGCAUGUUACUUAGGAAUGAUGGCCACUUGGCUUUGCAUGCCAAACAUUGAGAGAAAAGGUGCACAAACAUCAUGGCUACAAAGGCUCUGGUAG